Dicrocoelium dendriticum is the source of this 336-nucleotide messenger RNA. Lineage: Eukaryota; Metazoa; Platyhelminthes; Trematoda; Plagiorchiida; Dicrocoeliidae. The record is from the annotation of a GenBank genome assembly.
AUGUCACGCUGCUUUAAGGUUGUUUCAAGGCCGUCGCAUUUAUUAAGGAUGAUUGCUCGUCCGAGAAAUUCAAUCCACAUUAAGAAUCUUCCUGAUGAGAUUACCUACAAUGACGUUUGGACAGAAUUCAAAAAACUUGGGGAUAUCGUAAAUGUAACUAUUCCAGUUGAUGUGAACACGGCUAAAGCCAAAGGCUACGCGUUUGUCGAAUAUCCUUUGUUAUUUCGUAUCAAAUCAUGUUGCUGUGUCCCUCAGUUGUGUGAUGUGGUGUGGUAUUUUGUUAUGCUGUUUUUCUUUUUUUACUGCACCCGGACUGGGGUCUUUCUCUCCAUUUGA